Didymodactylos carnosus is the source of this 1729-nucleotide messenger RNA. Lineage: Eukaryota; Metazoa; Rotifera; Eurotatoria; Philodinida; Philodinidae. The record is from the annotation of a GenBank genome assembly.
AUGGCACCGAAAAAGUCUCAGAGACGUAAAAAACAAGGGAUUGAAACAAAAAAACGCACGAAACUACGUCAAAAAUCUGAUGAAUCCGAUUACAGUCUCCGAUCUGCUUCAACGAAACAACUGAUUACAAAUUUAUUGAUUAAAGAUGAUACGGACAAGACAUAUUAUCUGAUUGAUUUAGAACUCGCUCCAUAUUGGGAAAGUAUGCAACAUUCACAACGUGACAAAGGUCAAAUGAUAACAUUUCGAAAAACGAAGGCUAGUUUCAAACAAUAUCGUGGAGAAUUGAUUUGUAGUGGUACAUUUGAUAUGUGCCGAGAAGAAUUUAACAAGAUUCAAGAAGAGGACGAAGAAGAAUCCGAGGAUGAACAAAAUAAAGAGAAUAAUCUAUCUCAGUUUCCUCGUCAAUCAGCUAGUCAAGUUUUGGCCGAUAAAGUUGCGCAUGCUGCUGAAAUAAAACAACGUGCUAGAAAACAUGCUGAUGUUGCAAAACAAGCACUUGAAGGAUCUCCGUCUGCACCCGAGGAUCAUGGACGAAAAAUUGCAACUGUCGUGGCACAUAUUGAAGAAUCAUUACCUCAACGUAGCGACGAUGAUUUACCGCUAAGAUAUGCAGAUAUCAAUGGUACAAACGGUGAAAAGAUGGAGAAAAGUGACGAUGAUCGAAGUCUAAUUAUUGACGAAGUUGUUGAGUUUGAUGCCGACGAUAUCGAAAGUAAUUCUAGCUUGUUAUUAACAAAGAAUGUGGAAAAUGCUCCAACAUUAUCGUCGAUCACUAUAGAACAAUCAAAUGAAGUAAGAGUCAAUGGAAGCCAACAGAAAGAAAGAGAAGGACAACCGAUAGUCAUGAUAUCGCCAAUUGUUGACGUAGAUACUCAGCAACAACAAGAAACAAAAGAUGCUAUAAAAACACCGAAAGUAAAUAAAAGUAGUUUGAUUAUCGCCACUCCACGUUCAGGUAGUAGUCGAAUUAGUUACUUUUUGGCAAAAGGAUUCGUUGGUUAUUUUAUUUCAACUAUUUUAGAAACGUCCGUUAGUGCUCAAACGGAUGAUGAAUCGAGAGGAGCGCGUCUUGAUUCUGGAUUUGAAAAAAUGAGUUCAUUUCAAACACCUAAUCGCAGUGGUACAAUUAGUGAACAGCCGAGUGAACGUACGAGACCACCGGCAAAAAUUUAUUCAAUAAGUAAACCUGGAAAGAAACUGAAUUUUUCAUUGCUUGUUGAUGGUUCAGAUGCCUCACCGUCGUCACAUCCAAUGAAACAAUUGAAAGAUCAAUAUAACGAUCUGUAUGUUGAACACUUACAACUACAAAACAAAUACGGAAAACUAUUAGAUGAUUAUAAUUUAUUACGUGCAAAUACGCUACCCGCUCCUAAUGUUGAAGCUAUAGAAUGGAUAUGUGAAUUACGUAACUUUUUUGUUCGUGAAAAAGUAACUCCAGAGCAGUUGGCUGAAUUUGAACAGCUGCUCGGUUUAGACAGUGAUUUACUGUUACAUUCAUGUCAGAAAAGAAGUAUUACUAGUGCUGCUCGUGAAAUAUUUCGUCGAACUCAUCCCGAUAAAGAAAAGAGAAAAAAGAUACAGCCAACGGAUGUUUCAACGGUGUACAAAGAUGCACUUGCCGGUAAGCAGAGCGAUAGUAAUCGGGCAUUUUCUCGUUCGUCGGUGCGUACGGACAGAAAUGCUGAGAAUGAGCAACAAGAAAAACGAAAACAGAUGAAUAAUGAUG